AUGGCAUCCCGUCCCAAGGCCAUGUCAUCUCCCCCUGAAGGAGUCAUGGAGUCAUUCCAGGGAACCCCUGACACAAGACUCACGAUGUUUUCCCCUGGUGAGGAUACUGUAACGUACCAUCAUGGUACAUCUUACAGAACUGGAGCUAUGCCUCCUCACGACCCCUACGAGGGCGUUGAUCCUUUUGUUGACACGUCCAACUCUGGACAACUGUCUGCAACUGCCUCGGCUUUUAAGCCCAACAAGGGCAAGUCGGCCGCAGUUCUACUUCCUCAUGGAGGACUUGUCAUCGCUUCUGCUCUGUCCCACGAGAUGGACAUCUCUCACCGACUGGAGCUAUGUGACACACCUACUCCGGAGCCUGAGGAGGUGCAGGCUUUCACCGAGGAGCUCCAGGCUGAGGGCAUGGCGUUCUUCGGAGCGCGUCACGUUGAGACCGAUGGGUCUCACGUUUACGUUUGCUUCGAGGAUCUCCGCGGAGCCAUAAACUUCCAUGACGCUGUCCGCAAGUCCGUAAAGACUUGGCUCCCAUCCUACAUCAAGGUCAAGCAAGAGCGACUUGACCGCGGUGACGUUCGACUCGCUGAGCUUAGACAGCUUGACGUCUCGAUCGACGUCGUUGACUACGCUAUAGCUGACCCUAUCUAUGUCGAUGAGCUUGUACAGCGUCAACUCUGCAGCUUUGGAUCCCUCUUUGCUUUGGUGCGCACGAUCAACUUCCCUAAUGGAGGCUUCCGUGGAGUCGUUCAAUUUUGCAAGGCUGCGAAGGCCGCCUUGACCUUUCAGCAUACCCGCCAGAUCGCUGGCGAGGGACUUGUCAUCACUCUCAUCCGCCCCGCCGACAUCUUCCCUGACAUGGAUGGGCUUGUUGGCAACAUGAACGGUCUGGCUAUUUCUAGCAACCGUCGAGGCUAUGCUGCCGCCAACAGCAUGAGCCUCAUUGCCCCUCGCGCCCCUCAGGGUAACCCAUGGGCUCCUGUCGCGUACCAGUUCUCCGCCGGACCUACGUACCGCCCCUUCUACCCACCUACCCCGGCCGCAACCCUCGUCCACUCACGAGGUCCUAGCUACCAUGCUGGUCCUUCGUUCAUCAACUACGGACACAUGAACCAUCGUCGCGGUCCUCGCUUCAUCCCGCGUGGUCUCCCUCCACGCAACAACAACUUUGUCGACCUCUACGACUUGAUGGCAGGACGAGACGUACGCACUACUAUCAUGCUCCGAAACAUUCCUAACAAGGUUGACCAACCGCUACUCAAGCGGAUUGUCGAUGCGUCGUCGUACGGCAAGUACGACUUCAUGUACUUGCGAAUCGAUUUCGCAAACGAUUGCAAUGUCGGUUACGCCUUCAUCAACUUUGUAAAGGCCGAGUACAUCAUUGAUUUCGUUCGGGCACGCGCCAACAAGCGCUGGAACUGUUUCCGUUCCGACAAGGUCGCCGAAGUCUCCUAUGCGACUAUCCAAGGCAAGGAUUGUCUCGUCCAGAAGUUCCGCAACUCUUCUGUCAUGCUUGAAGCCGAGCAUUAUCGGCCCAAGUUGUUCUAUACUAUCCAUUCCGACGAUCCUGGUAUGGCUGGACGUGAGGAGCCGUUCCCAGGCCCUGACAACCAGUCCAAAAUGAAGCGUUCUGUUGAGAACGCCGAACAUGUUGGCCUAUUUACUCCCACGGCUGGCCAACACUUUCGUGAGGCCCAGCGCCACCGCCACAGUCAGUUUGACCGCGGUACCCGCCUGGCAGCCCUUGAGGAAGCCACCUAUGAGCAUUCUGUUGCGCACAGUCGUCACUCGCGCUACUAG
Molecule: messenger RNA, 1797 nt
Organism: Fusarium poae
Lineage: Eukaryota; Fungi; Ascomycota; Sordariomycetes; Hypocreales; Nectriaceae
Exons: 11
Coding region: 1-1797 (598 amino acids)
Molecular function (GO): RNA binding
Source: RefSeq, a predicted model, not a curated record